AUGGUGUUGAACCCGCAACAAACAGGCUUUUCGGACGACUCGCCACCGUCGGAUAGCGAUUCAUACUUCUCAAGCUCCGAGUAUUCAGAAGGCGGACAGCUUUCUCGGUUUGCCAAAUAUCCCACACGAGUUGAAUUGCCGCCAUUUAGCCUCAUCAAGCGGAUAUUUUACUGGACCGAGGCCAACUACCAACGAAGCAUUGGCCGCCUAAUCGAAGACCGCUUGGACUUCAUCCGCGUGAUCACCAAUCGGUUCCCAACCCAAGAAGAGACGGAUGCGUUAGUUUCGCAAGCUUCGACUAUGCAGAACAUGCCUUGUUACGGAGGGGUUGCGGGCCUAGCUGUAGGAUCGUUUAUUGCAAAAUCGAAAAAUGCUGCAGAAGAGGCAGUCUCCAAAAAGUCAGCCAGCGAACACUUUACUCCAAAUCAGAGUCGACCUCUACUCAAGCUGAACCCAGGUGAACUGAAAGGCAGACUCAUAAGAGCUUCAUUUAUAUUGCCGAUAUUUGGAUUUGUUGGUCUCGCCAUCGGUGAGGUCGUCGGUGAGGCAUUUUCCAAAAUCAGUAUGUCCACAGACCCCAGAUUAGUUCCUCUUUUAAAGGAGGUUGGACAAUUAGACCAGAAGGAGGUUAUGGCUCGUAUUAGGCGGCACAAUGCAGAAAGAUUAGCAGCGGCUCGUCGCCAACGUAACAAUGUGCAUCCUGCCCCUCAGCCUCAACGUUCGGAAUAUUAUGCUGCCAAUGAUACCAGUCCUACGAACACAUAUGGUCAGCAAGGAACCACUGAAUCUUCCUAUUACCAGCCUGACAUACAGGCAGGAUAUAGCAACCAGUCAACCAUGGGGGAUUCGAAAAUCCUCAGAGAGACCUAUCGACAGGGAGAAACUUCGGAGUAUUCCACUUCAUCUUCAUAUCCUGGCACAAAUGAUUAUUCGAGAGAAUGGAGACAACAGCAGACAUACCCUCCCGCUCGCGACAACUCUACUUCUAGUACAGAGGGGAAGAGUUUCUGGGAUGACGAUGCAAGCCCUGUAAGCCCAGAGCUCACAUCUACCACUGACUUAUCAUCAUCCCCUACCCCACGCUCCGGAAGUGCCUGGGCGCGUAUUCGCCAGCAAUCCAUGGGUGAUUCCUCUUCAAACAGUGGGAGUAAUAACACUUCCUCAUCGGGAUGGUAG
Trichophyton rubrum CBS 118892 is the source of this 1176-nucleotide messenger RNA. RefSeq lists its product as uncharacterized. NCBI's taxonomy places the organism in Eukaryota, Fungi, Ascomycota, Eurotiomycetes, Onygenales, Arthrodermataceae. The transcript has a single exon. Bases 1 to 1176 code for a protein of 391 amino acids. The record is from RefSeq and is a predicted model, not a curated record.